CGGCUUCCUCACACUGCCACAGGCCGCCGCCGCCGCCGCCGCCGCCACCGCCGUCCUCCCUGACUUUCAUCGUAGGUUGUGAAGCAAAGACACAGUCAACAUGUCUGAGAAGAAGAUGACUUCGAGCCGUCGGCAUCAUCUGAAGAGCUUGAUGCUGUCGAUCGCUCAGAAAUGGCUCGCGCAGGAGAAGAUUGACCUGGCGGCAGCAAAGGAGGCCUACAUGGCCGAGAAAUGCUCUGGGCCGGACCUCAGCGGAGACCAGAACACCCUCAUGGAAACUUGCAAAAAGCUGCACGCCCUUAUUGACAAAAUCGACGAGGAGAGGUACGACCUGGAGGCCAAAGUGGGCAAAUCCGAUAAAGAGAUUGACGACCUGAAGAUCAAGGUGGUGGACCUGGCCGGGGUGAAGAAGCCCGCCCUGAAGAAGGUGCGCAUGUCGGCCGACGCCAUGCUGAAGGCCCUGCUGGGCUCCAAGCACACCGUCAACCUGGACCUGAGGGCCAACCUGAAGCAGGUCAAGAAGGAGGUGAAAGAGGAGCCUGCGGAGGCGGUCGGCGACUGGCGGAAGAACAUCGAGGACAAAGCCGACAGGAAGAAGAUGUUUGAGUCAUCCUAAAGCUCGGCUGGGCUCCCGCUCCAGGCUGUCGGCACUUUGUAUGAAUUUCUGGAAUUUUUCAGUGAACUGAAGUCCCGUUGUUUCAUUAAAGCUGUAAGUUUCAGCCAGCCCUCUUAGAGUACGUUUGUACGGCCGGUAGUUUGGGAGGACGAGGCUCCUCUGGGUGUCUCGCUUCUCUUCCACUGCAGGACUCAUUUCUGUCUCCGUCCACUUUGACAGCUUCCUGCUGAUGCUCUUUUGGUAAUAAAUGCUUUUUGUUU
Messenger RNA from Salarias fasciatus (jewelled blenny), 876 nucleotides. RefSeq names its product troponin I, fast skeletal muscle-like. Gene Ontology annotation, cellular component: troponin complex. The transcript is spliced from 7 exons. NCBI's taxonomy places the organism in Eukaryota, Metazoa, Chordata, Actinopteri, Blenniiformes, Blenniidae. The record is from RefSeq and is a predicted model, not a curated record. The coding region runs from base 101 to 616 and encodes 171 amino acids. Gene Ontology annotation, biological process: skeletal muscle contraction; cardiac muscle contraction.